CUUAUUUGUCAGUUAGCCGGCCAGUUUCAUUUAGCAACAAAAUACUUUUAGGUUUUUUACAUCGAACGUUGAAUAUCCAAGAAAAAUGAGCGGAGGAGUGUAUGGAGGAGACGAAGUUGGUGCGAUAGUGUUUGACAUUGGCGCCCAUUCAAUACGAGCCGGCUAUGCGGGUGAAGACUGCCCAAAGUAUGAUGUCCCUACUUAUGUGGGAAUGUUAGAGGAAGAGGUUAAAGAUGAACUCAUGGAAACGGAUGUUCCUAGUGAAGAAAAACCUAAACUUCCUGAGAAAAAGUACUAUAUUGACACAAAUCACAUUCAUAUUCCAAANGAUUAUUAUGACGUCCCUACUUAUGUGGGAAUGUUAGAGGAAGAGGUUAAAGAUGAACUCAUGGAAACGGAUGUUCCUAGUGAAGAAAAACCUAAACUUCCUGAGAAAAAGUACUAUAUUGACACAAAUCACAUUCAUAUUCCAAAGGAGAACAUGGAACUCAUAAAUCCUGUUAAAGAUGGAAUGAUUGAAGACUGGGAUACAUUUGAAAAGCUGUUGGACUACCUCUAUGUCAAGGAUAUCAAAUCUGAAUCAGCCCUUCACCCAGUUCUUAUGUCUGAGGCUUCUUGGAAUGUCCGCCCAAAGCGAGAGAAACUCACAGAAUUGAUGUUUGAAAAGUACAACAUCCCAGCGUUUUUCCUGUGCAAGAAUGCAGCGCUUACAGCGUUUGCAAAUGGCAGAUCCACAGGGCUUGUGAUAGAUUCAGGAGCAACGCAGACCAGUGCUGUACCAGUACAUGAUGGAUAUGUUCUACAACAAGCUAUUGUCAAAUCUCCUUUAGCUGGGGAUUUUAUCACUGCUCAAUGUCGUCAAAUGUUUGAGGAACAAAACAUUGAAAUUGUGCCACCCUAUGUCAUAGCUAGUAAGGGUUCAUUUCAACAGAUGUGGAUAUCCAAACAAGAAUACGAAGACCAAGGAAAAGGAUGCGUAGAAAGAAAGUGUCCUUAACUCCUACGCCUUUUAUAACAAGAACUAAACUAUAUUUUGUAUUUAGUGUACCAUAGAGACGUAUCAAGAGCAUUCCUAGAGCUCUAUUAGAUCUUUUUAUCCUUCAAUAAUCUCUCUCCCUCUCUCUCCGGUCUUUUUUUCUCUGUUGAAGUGCGUUUCAUCACACCCCGUUAUCAACAACUCCCCUCCUAUUCACUCUUGCUACUCAUCUUUCCACUCGUGAAUCUCGCGAAAAUUCUCUGUAGAGAAACUGGUUUGUAAAACUGGUUAUGGGAAGCCCCUCUCCGCUAUUUCACAUCUAAAAACUGGGAGAUUGUCAGAAAACAAGGCGUUAGGCUGGGUAUCGGAGAUAAAGUAGGAUCUCUUGAAGAUGCCACAACGUAAUCUUUUGUCAUGGAAUAAAAGAUAAUUUAAGAA
Messenger RNA from Orbicella faveolata, 1414 nucleotides. RefSeq names its product actin-like protein 6A. NCBI's taxonomy places the organism in Eukaryota, Metazoa, Cnidaria, Anthozoa, Scleractinia, Merulinidae. The record is from RefSeq and is a predicted model, not a curated record.